AUGGCGGCUCCUUUGACGCUGCUGCUGCUCGUGGCUGUUACCCUCCGCGCGGCUCUGUUCCGGGCCGGGCUGACGGAGCUCAUCUCCGGGAGGGUGGAGGUGGUGUCCCCGCUGACCGCCUGGAAGAGAGUGGUUGAAGGUUUGGCUCUGCUGGAUUUGGGCGUCUCACCGUACUCUGGAGAUGUUUUCCAUGAGACUCCUCUCAUCAUUUACCUCUUCCACUUCCUGGUGGACUACGCUGAGAUAACAUUUAUAUUAGCAGAUGUGAUCACAGCUGUGGCACUUUACCUGGCAGUGAAGGACUACAACAAACAAGUGUUCAGAAAGCAGAGAUAUGCUCUGGAGGCCGACCGCUACCCCCUCGACUGUCUGGAGCUCAUCAGGAGCCCCAAGGAAAUGUACUACAUCCCCCUGAAAGUAGCCAUGUUUUAUCUGUUGAACCCGUUCACCAUCCUCUCCUGCGUCGCCAUGUCGACCUGCGCCCUGAACAACGCCGUCAUCGCCCUCUUCAUCCUCACUACGAUAAAGGGAAAUGUUUUGCUCAGUGCCAUAUUUCUGUCCCUGGCCACGUAUCAGUCCAUCUAUCCUCUGACUCUGUGCGCUCCAGCUCUGCUCUAUUUGAUGCAGCGACAGUACAUCCCGGUGAACUUCCGCCGGGCCAGCUUCUGGUGGUUCAUCGCCCAGUACGCCUUCAUGUACCUGGGCAGCCUGUUCGUCAUCGUGGGCCUCUCCUUCUUCCUGCUCGGCUCCUGGGAUUACCUGCCCUCCGUCUACGGCUUCAUUCUCUCAGUUCCAGACCUGACCCCCAACAUCGGCCUCUUCUGGUAUUUCUUCGCCGAGAUGUUUGAGCACUUCCGCCUCUUCUUCCUCUGCGUCUUUCAGAUCAACAUUUUCUUCUACACCAUCCCGCUGUCCAUCAAACUCAAGGAGCAUCCAGUGUUUCUGAUCUUCAUGCAGUUGGCUGUGAUCUCCAUCUUUAAGUCUUACCCCACAGUGGGAGACAUCGCCCUCUACAUGGCCUUCCUUCCUGUCUGGAGUCACCUGCACAGAUUCUUGAGGAACAUCUUCCUGGUGUCCUGCGUCCUGUUGGCCUGUUCCGCCUUGUUCCCGGUUCUCUGGCACCUCUGGAUCUACGCCGGCAGCGCCAACUCCAACUUCUACUACGCCAUAACGCUCCUGUUCAAUGUGGCCCAGAUUCUGCUGAUAUCUGAUUAUUUCUAUGCCUUCCUGAGGAGAGAGCACCACCUCACCUACGGGCUGUACCUGAAGAGGAAAGAUGGCUCCGAGGCGACGCUGGUGCUCAAAUGAAACGCCCACUCACUCACAUCCUCGGCCUGAGAGGAAGAAACUGCUCGACGUCUCACGUUUCCUCAAAGCGGACGAACACAAAGAAAAGACUUCUAAAACCAAACUGGUUCGACACGCGCACAGAACGUGUGUCUGGUACAACUUCAUAUGCAAACAACAGAACUACAUCAUAGAACGGACCCAUGCAGAUGUUGGAUGUGGAGAAACAUCUCCAUCCUCUUUACUCUUUUCUAAGCUUCAUUCCACCUGGAUCCUACCAUGCUUUUAUUUUGAAGUCUCCUCUUUGGUUGCAGCCACUCCAGAAGAGUUUUAUUUUGACGCAGUGUUUAUCCUGCAGCUCCGUCCUGGACAGCUUUUAUUUUGAAGCACCAACUCCCAUGCACUGUCCCUCUGCAAGGCUUUUACUUUGAAGUCUUGUUCCUCUUUGAACACUGAAGAAGAAAAUUGUAAAAAUGUGGGGAAACUGCUGCUGACAUGAUCAUUCCUGAUCCUUUACAGCUCUCCCACACACACAUUUUCUUUUUGUGUUCACACUGGAACUCAUAGGCAGACAGGAUGAAGAAAUCUUUUAUUUUGAAGGGUUUUGUCUGGAAUCCUCUUUCAAUUCUUUCAUGUUUCUCAUGUUGUUUGCACUGUUUGUUUUUCUCUCUCUCAUAGUUUCCUCAUUAAUUAACAAACUCUAAAUCGCCAGUGUUGCAUCUCAAGUGAAAUCCAGUCGAACGAGAACUCGCCUCAUCAUGGUACAUAAACCCAAACACUACCGGGGGGGCAGGGAUCGAUUCAGCUGCUGACACACAGACACACACUGAUUCAUCUCUAAAACCCAGAUUUCUCUCUUUCUAGUUUACCGAGAGCACAUCGGACAAAGACCACAGUGAAUGUGUCUUAAAUAAGUAAAGUGCUUCAGAAUCUGUGGGGAGAAGAAACAGAUUUUAGUUUUCUGGACCAAGUUAAAGGAACUGGUUCUGCAGCGGCCUUGUGUUUACCACUCGUCACAACUACAGCUUUGUAGCAUUAGAGUUUUGGCUCAUAAUGUGUAAACAAACGUAAUUAAUCAUUUAUUUGGUUUUAUUUGUUAUUGGGACACGUUCAUACCCUCAGUCGACACAACCUCAAGCACUCCAUAUGUUUCUGUCGACUUGAUUUAAACAGUCAUCAUUCCCAUUUCCACAACACUAACUCCAUCAUUAACGUAAGAGCCGCUAAAUUCACGACAGGUGAUAUUUUUUAUCUUGUCCUCAGAAGAUAUUAACUUGUGCGUAAAGAUGAUUUAAUAAUAUCUCUUUCAAGGUUUAUUUUCACAUUAUAAUGUCAUAUUGUAAAAUCCUUGCUGUUCUCCUACGACACGUGAUUAACUUCAUAGCACAAGAUAAGAACAUAUCACCUGUCUGGACGUACGGGACUUUUAUUGUUGCCCGUGUCGUUUGAAAUGCUCAUUUGUUCCAGCUGAAAGUCAUCGAGGCGUUUUGAUACCAAUGAGUGAAAAAUGAGUUGUGAUAUUUAUUUAUUUCCUGCACUGAAAACUUUGCAAUGAGAUUUCAUUUUUUUCUUCUUUCCUCUGUUUUUGUUAUCUGAGAUCAAAUCAGGAACUCUUCAGUUUUUGAUACUGUAAAUACUAAUGUGAUUUGUUUUGUUACAGAUAUUUAAGUGCAGGUGUGAAAGGGAUGAUGGUACAUUUGAUGAAUGAAUGACCAUGAUGUCAGAAAUGAUGAUUAUUAAACUUGAGGUGUUGGUUUA
Limanda limanda (common dab) is the source of this 3045-nucleotide messenger RNA. RefSeq names its product phosphatidylinositol glycan anchor biosynthesis, class U (gene pigu). Gene Ontology annotation, biological process: protein localization to cell surface; attachment of GPI anchor to protein. NCBI's taxonomy places the organism in Eukaryota, Metazoa, Chordata, Actinopteri, Pleuronectiformes, Pleuronectidae. The coding region runs from base 1 to 1308 and encodes 435 amino acids. Gene Ontology annotation, cellular component: GPI-anchor transamidase complex; membrane. The transcript is spliced from 12 exons. The record is from RefSeq and is a predicted model, not a curated record.